This is a messenger RNA of Plasmopara halstedii, 835 nucleotides long. RefSeq lists its product as uncharacterized. The transcript has a single exon. Bases 346 to 561 code for a protein of 71 amino acids. The record is from RefSeq and is a predicted model, not a curated record. NCBI's taxonomy places the organism in Eukaryota, Oomycota, Peronosporomycetes, Peronosporales, Peronosporaceae.
CAUCGAUGCUGUUUACUGUUCGUGCAGCAAUAAAUAUUCUUGACAAAGCUUGCGAACGUAACGAUUGCUUUAUCAGGUCAAAUUUUAGUAGUCUUGUAUAUAUCCGUCACGACCGAGCAAACGUUUCCUGCACCCUUUCUACCUCGCUUGGAUGGUUGAGAUUGCAUGCUUGAUGCUCCGUAUUGAUCAAAUUAUGACCUAACGUCAUAUAUAGUUCGAUGUCUCCAGUGAUGAUGGGACGGGACACACGUCGCUAAUCUCUUUGUACCAAGGAGUAUUGUGGACACCACAAGCCCGACGUGACGCACGUAAUGGACACUCAAAUCGUGACUUUACUUACAGUAUAUGGACUACCGAUGCAUCUUGAUUGGCUGGUACACGGCAGUUUUGCAGAACUUUGUGAAGCUUUUCGCUGGUGUCGAGCGAUCAACAGAACGAUACCUGGAAGCAACAUUGCAAGUGCCAGCUCUGUGCGCAAUGUUUUUGCAACAAUAUUUGAUUGAAAUUAUACAUACAGUGCUAGCAACUGUAAAAUAUAAAGAUGAGACUUUCAAGCAUUGACAAGUUGUUGACCACUUAGGGAGAUCAUCGAUUGUGGUGCUCGAGCUUGUGUUGGCUUUAAAUAUUUAUCAUUUCGUCCGUAAAAAAUAUUUUUUAGCUUAGCCGGUUCAAAAGCAUUGAAAACGUUCCGUCGAUAAAGCAAGUCCAUGUGCUUGUUAUUCGGCUGCUAAUCGCUGAGCUUUAGCGCAAUUUAUUAUGUUGGACUUGAAGCUUCUGCUUAAUAUCAGAAAGCGACGUUUUCGUUCUAUCUGUCGUUACUUUUCAAAUGUUGGAC